This is a messenger RNA of Sabethes cyaneus, 4449 nucleotides long. RefSeq lists its product as uncharacterized. Bases 1 to 4449 code for a protein of 1482 amino acids. The transcript has 11 exons. The record is from RefSeq and is a predicted model, not a curated record. Lineage: Eukaryota; Metazoa; Arthropoda; Insecta; Diptera; Culicidae.
AUGGACUGCCCAGCAGAGCGGCCGGCGGAAUGGAAGCCGGAUGCUGCCAGCAUCGAAAUUAUGAUGACCGCCUCCUCCUCCGUUAAGUGCGCCGCCGCCGUGGGACCUUACGCAACGCUGCGCUCGCUGCUGAGUGGCAUCCGCACCGCACAGCAGGCGGCGCAAAUGAUGACCAUCAAAGUUAUGAUCAAUGACGGUCAGGCCGUGUUGCUAAUGUUGCCAAAUAUUUGCCAAUUUUAUCGGUUAGUGCUUACCGAGGUAUGUCGACGGUGGAAUGGCGUGGCUUUUGACCACAGCUAUUUGGGCCGUAUCAGACUCAAGUAUAAAAUCAACAAAUCCACCGUGACAAAUCCACCGGCAAUCUCACGUUGCUACCGAAACAUUCACGUACAUUGUCAGCCUAGUUUCCCUGUGAGUGAAAUGUAUAUCGAAAAACUGCUGACGUCGUUGGAGAAGCCAAGCUCGUCGCUGGAAGAGUUUGCCUGUUACGAUGCUUCAACAAACUUUCUAACGUUAAGGUUGCUUGCGGCAUGUCCGCUUGUUAGGAAACUCAAACUCGACUCUAGUCGGCCCGUGCCGGACGAUCUGUUACCGGUCCUAGAGAAUUUGAAGGAACUAGCAAUCGUAUGCACGUCAAAGAUUAACGUCAUUCGUCUAGCUCCGAAACUGCGCAGGCUUCAAGCCAGGAGCGACCUUCAUAAUCUUCCGCGGGUAAUUCGAACAUUACCACUGGAGCAUUUGAAAGUAGAUUUUUUAAACGAACACAUUGAUCUAUUUAGCGAAUGUACAAAAGCAACUAAGCUUAAAGCUGUUGAUCUGAUUUUCGGUUGUGUUUUUCGAAAGGGCUUGGAAAAACUAUGCAAGUUCUGCCCGCAGUUGGUCAAAUUGCGUCUCCGGCCGCACACUACAACAAUACGAUCAUUGGCUAGCCUACCGCAUCUUAAGGUUCUUUCUUUGCCCUAUAUUAAGGAAUCAUUCAUGGAGAACGAUGUUUUACCCAACGUUGAGAUUCUCGAAAUCGACAAACUAGAGGAGUCGCAUUUCCGCAGCUCUAUGCAAAGCAUCUUCCCCAAUGUGCACUAUUUAAAAUUUGGCUGCUCCAUUAGUGUACCGGGAACGAGAAGCGUCCGCGUCGGUUUCCCGCAGCUGAGCACUCUGGAGAUUCUGCAUUGCAACACGGAAGCUCUACCUGGGCUGCUGGCUGGACUCGCCAAUCUUCGUACGCUUAUUCUGCAUGAAAAGCGACUAUCGGCAAGACGCUUACCGGCCAUCGCCGGCCUCCGGCAGUUGACGUUGGAAAACUGCCAACUGAAAGUGACCAAAGAAAUGGCGGCAAACUUUCCGAAUUUACAGUUUUUAAAUUUAUACGGCAAAUCGCGGCUCACCAGCGCCGCCAAAUGGUUGCCACCAGGCUGUACGGUUAGGCGGUACCGCGAGAGUUUUCAACAACCGACAGCAUCCCCACAGGUGUCGCCCGGCGGUGGUGGAAGCUGCAAGUUCCCGGGCGCUCCGGCCCACAGUACGGUGCAGUUUACGGACGACUCGCUGCCGAACGGGGCGGUCGCGUCCUACUCCUGCGAGCGGGGCUUCGAGCUGCUCGGUCCAGCUCGCCGGGUCUGCGACAACGGCCAGUGGGUCCCCGAGGGGAUUCCAUUUUGCGUACUGAACGUUGCCGCCGGCAAGGCUCCCAUGCAAAUCUCCACGGACGCCGCCGGAAUCCCGCAGAAGGCCAUCGACGGGUCAACGUCGGCGUUCUUUUCGCCGGAGACCUGCUCGCUCACGAAGCCGGAACGCGUUCCCUGGUGGUACGUGAAUCUGCUGGAACCGUACAUGGUUCAGCUGGUGCGACUGGACUUUGGAAAAUCCUGCUGUGGAAAUGGCAAACCGGCCACCAUUGUGGUUCGCGUCGGUAACAAUCGGCCGGACUUGGGCACGAAUCCGAUCUGCAACCGGUUCACCGGUUCGCUGGAGGAAGGUCAACCGCUGUUCCUGCCGUGCAACCCGCCGAUGCCGGGUGCCUUCGUGUCGGUCCAUCUGGAAACCGCCGGCCCGAGCCAGCUGUCGAUCUGCGAAGCGUUCGUCUACACCGAUCAGGCGCUGCCGAUCGAACGGUGUCCAGCGUUCCGCGACAUGCCUCCGGGCGCGUCGGCAUCCUACAAUGGGAAGUGCUACAUUUUCUACAACCGACAGCCGGCAUCGCUGCGCGAUGCGCUGGCUUUCUGCCGCUCGCGCGGAGGAACUCUGAUCAAUGAAAGUAACCCUGCGCUGCAGGGUUUCAUCAGUUGGGAACUGUGGCGCAGGCACCGAAGUGAUACGUCGUCCCAGUACUGGAUGGGAGCGGUGCGGGAUACGCAGGAUCGGAACAGCUGGAAGUGGAUUGGCGGCGAGGAGGUGUCGGUUUCGUUCUGGAAUUUGCCGGGCGGCGACGAGGAUUGUGCCCGGUACGAUGGGUCCAAGGGUUGGCUGUGGAGUGAUACCAACUGCAAUACUCAGCUGAAUUUCAUCUGUCAGCAUCAGCCGAAGGCCUGCGGACGACCGGAGCAACCGCCCAAUUCGACGAUGGUCGCCCCGAAGGGCUUCGAUGUCGGUGCCGUCGUUGAGUACAGCUGCGACGAGGGCCACCUCCUGGUGGGACCUUCCCAGAGAACCUGUCUGGAGACGGGUUUCUACAACGAAUUUCCUCCAGUGUGUAAAUAUAUUGAAUGUGGACUGCCAGCUUCUAUUCCGCACGGGUAUUACGACCUGAUCAACGGAUCCGUAGGUUACCUUAGCUCGGUUCAUUACAAGUGUAGCGAAGGCUAUGAAAUGGUUGGUCGAGCGUUGCUCACCUGCGACAUUGACGAACGCUGGAACGGUCCUCCACCACGCUGUGAACUGAUCGAGUGUGAGCCGCUUCCGACACUGUUCUCGAAUGGAGUGAUUAUAGCUCCGAAUGGAACCGUUUUUGGAUCCCGUGCUGAAGUCGUGUGUAACCGUGGAUUCAUACCGGAUACUCCGGAAGCGGAGAUCUUCUGUACGGCAACCGGACAGUGGAGCAGCUUGCUGCCAAAGUGUGUUGAGGACUUGUCCAGUAGGUUACCUCCGACGACGACACCUCUGGUAACCUCGACUAGACCCCAGCCAUCGAUUGUGGUCGCGUCGACAACUCCAAUUCCGGCUACGCUGUUCACUCAGAAGCGCCAACCAUCGCGAAGGCCGACCCGACCGACGACUCGCUUCACGACAAGUACCUCGACGACCCAGACCCCACUGUUCAGCAUUGAAAUAGACGACGAAGUCCGUCCGGGCGGAGUGCGAGAAGACAUACCAUCGCGGAAACCGUACCGUCCGGGUCAGAACACGAUACCAAAGAUCCCAGGCGGUCAGCACAUCCCGCCGAUACGAGUGAAACCAUCGUACUACGAACCACCCACCACAACUACCACAACCACAACUACUACUACAACACAAACACCACUACAGACACGACCAUCCACGACCAGUACACGGCAGCACACUACCACGCCACGUAACCUGGCGGACAUCAUCGGGUCUCAUCACCCGCAAGACAACGAAAUCGCCGGAUCAUCGGUCAACAUUCGGCAAGAUCAGUCUCCGAAGGUGAACGUACCGUUCGCCGUAGAUAACUCGGACGGCGAGAGCACCGGAGGCACGUACGGCGGCAUCGGAGGCAAUCCCAACCUUGGCGCUGGUUCCGGCGAUCGGAAAGAAGCCAAGAAUGCCCGCCUCAACCUGGGAGCCAUCGUCGCCCUUGGAGCGUUCGGUGGUUUCGUAUUCCUAGCUGCUGUCAUUACCACGAUCGUGAUCGUAGUGCGAAGAAACCAGCAGGGCAACCAGCACUACCGGCACCGGGCCUCGCCCGACUGCAACACCGUUGCGUCGUUUUCCAGCUCCAGUUCCGAGUCGCGUAACGGUCUCAACCGCUACUACCGGCAGGCCUGGGAGAAUCUGCACGAAUCGGCCUCGAAGGGGCACAACAACAACACCAACAGCACCCAUCCGACCUCCGGCGGCGGUGGUUCGGCGGCCCUGAAGCGGAAAGAAACGAUGGACGCUCCCCCACCGAGCCGUUCCCGAUCGAGGGAAAAUCUCGGUGGCAGCCGAUCGCGGGACCUCGACAGAUUUUUCAUCAACAGAUCACGAGAGAACCUGUCGACGAAUCGCAGCCGGGACUACCCGCGGGACAGCAUGGCCGUCCGGGAUGGCUCCGAGAUGGUCGUGUCGGACGUGUGCGUCAAGGGCGAGAAGAAACGGCACCACCACCAUCACCACAAGAGCAACCACCGGGGAGACGACGGCGGACGCCGGACCGGAGCCGGCAUCGACGAGCGACCGGGCGACCGGGGCCGGCCCAGCCACCGGGACAGCAGUAGUGACUUUCGGGAGCCUAACAUCAUGGGUAGCGGAAACGGAAAUGGACGCGGCCGGAGCGACCACCGACACUAUUGA